Mesoplodon densirostris (Blainville's beaked whale) is the source of this 473-nucleotide messenger RNA. RefSeq names its product spindle and kinetochore-associated protein 3-like. Gene Ontology annotation, cellular component: spindle microtubule; outer kinetochore. Lineage: Eukaryota; Metazoa; Chordata; Mammalia; Artiodactyla; Ziphiidae. Gene Ontology annotation, biological process: chromosome segregation; mitotic cell cycle. The transcript is spliced from 2 exons. The coding region runs from base 27 to 473 and encodes 148 amino acids. The record is from RefSeq and is a predicted model, not a curated record.
GCUGAGGACGAGCGCGGGUCUCGUCCAUGGAUCUGAUCCGGGGCUUUUGCGGGAAGCUGCGGUCUCUGGCCGUCACCCUGGACGGCGAGACGGCCCGGCUGCAGCGAGCGCUGGACGGAGAGGACAGCGACUUUGAAGAUUAUCCAAUGAGAGUUUUACAUGACCUUCAUUCCGAAGUCCGGACUCUAAAGGAUGAUGUCAAUAUUCUUCUUGAUGAAGCAAGCUUGGAAAGUCAAGAAAGCAUUGGUUUCAUAAAGGCAACAAAAGUACUGAUGAAAAAAAAUUCAAUGGAUAUCAUGAAAAUAAGAGAGUUUUUCCAGAAGUAUGGAUAUAAUCCACGUGCUAAGGAAAAUUCAGGUGUGAAUAACUUGCAUUUUAUAGUAUUUGUUUUAGUAUUAAAGAAAGAAGGCAGCAUGAUUAAGACUACUAUAGUCUUGGCCAUUGUUUCUAGUUCUGACUCUGCCAUUAUGUGA